Saccostrea echinata is the source of this 2842-nucleotide messenger RNA. RefSeq names its product leukotriene-B4 omega-hydroxylase 3-like. The record is from RefSeq and is a predicted model, not a curated record. NCBI's taxonomy places the organism in Eukaryota, Metazoa, Mollusca, Bivalvia, Ostreida, Ostreidae. Gene Ontology annotation, molecular function: oxidoreductase activity, acting on paired donors, with incorporation or reduction of molecular oxygen; monooxygenase activity; heme binding. The transcript has 13 exons. The coding region runs from base 94 to 1632 and encodes 512 amino acids.
AUCUCGAGACUGAAGUUGACAUCGACCAUUGGCUUUGGACAGAGUUUAUGAGACUGACAGUUUAUGAUGAUCAGCUGGUCAGUAGUGUAAACAAUGACGGUCCUGGGUAUCUCUAUCCUGUCCUCCUGGUGGUCCUGGGUCAGUUUUGGAUUUAUGGCCAUCUUGCUGUAUGUCAUCUUCAAAGUGACCUUGGCUUAUAUAGACUAUCGUACUUGGGCCCACUUCUACAAUAACCUCCCAGGGGACCCCUACCCCAGCAAACUCAUGGGGCACCUGCUGAUGUAUCCGGGUCCAAAUGAGGAGGGGCUUAAAUUCCAGAUGAAGCGCUGUGACAAAUACCCAAUGUUUCACUUACUGUGGAUAAGUUUUAGACCAGUGCUAAUUCUCCAUCAUCCAGAAACAGUCAAAGUGCUUCUGAAAUCUACAGAGCCAAAACCUCACCAAACAGGUACAGUGUAUAUCUUGGGUUUGGAUUGGUUGGGAGAAGGUUUACUCAUAGCUAAUGGACAGAAGUGGGCACGGAAUCGCAGGCUUCUUACCCCAGCAUUCCAUUUUGAUAUUUUACAGUCUUAUAUAGCCCUCAAAAACAAGGCUGCUUCCAUUCUAGUGGACAAGAUAGAUAAACAGGUGGAGGCAGGGAAGAGUUUUGAGAUGUUUUCUUUCAUUGGCUUGGCUUCUCUAGAUAUCAUUCUCCAGUGUGCAUUUUCCUUUGAGAGUAACUGCCAACAGUUAGGGGACACACAUCCUUAUGUCCAUGCAGUUAAUGUGCUGUCUGAUAUCUGGGUGGCAAGGUCUUUAAAACCUUGGUUUUACGCUGACUUUCUGUUCAACUUGUCACCCAGUGGCCGAGAGUUUAAGAAGAACUGUGAUUAUGUGCAUAAAGUGGCAGAGGACAUUAUUGAGAAAAGAAGGAGAAGUUUAAAAGAAGAUGGUCCAAAUCCAAAGUCUCGUCACCUUGACUUUCUGGACAUUUUAUUGACAGCAAAAGAUGAAAAUGACAAGGGACUGACUUCACUAGAAAUUAGGAAUGAGGUGGACACGUUCUUGUUUGAAGGCCAUGAUACAACAACAAGUGGCAUGUGCUGGACUCUGUAUUUGCUGGCCAAACAUCCUGAGCACCAGGAUCUCUGUCAGCGGGAGAUUGACGAUCUUCUGAAGGGGCGAGACAAUGAGGAUUUAGAAUGGGCUGACCUAUCUAAGCUUAAUUACCUCACUCAGUGUAUAAAGGAAAGCAUGCGGCUCUACCCCCCAGUGACCUUCAUACAGCGGGUCACAACCAAGGAAACAGUGCUAGAUGGCCAUCCCAUUCCUAAAGGUACAACGAUUGGAAUUCAAAUCUAUAACCUCCAUCAUAACAAGGCAGUAUGGGAAGACCCCUAUGAAUACCGCCCCCACAGGUUCUCCCCAGACAAUGAAAAGAAUGAUAGUUUUGCUUUCGUACCUUUUUCUGCAGGCCCCAGAAAUUGUAUUGGACAACAUUUUGCAAUGAAUGAAAUGAAAAUCAUUCUUGUUCAUAUUUUACGAAGAUAUGAGUUAAGUUUGGAUCCAGAUCAUGAGGUUGACAUUAAGAUUGGGGUUGUGCUACGAACAAAGAAUGGAAUAAAAGUCCAAGCAAAGAGGAGGAAUGUUUAAAGGUCAGAGGCUGGUAUUCAUAAUGUUCGAUGACAUGGAAAUGCGUCUCUUCACCAAAGAAGACUUGUAGUGGUACUUAAUCACAACAAACAAUAGCUAUUAUUUACACCAUACAUGUUAUCAAUCUUCCCUUCCGGUAAAUUCAUGUAUUAUUACUGUAUUGGGCUUUUGUUCACUUUAUUUAUUUCUCUUCCUUGCCCAGUUGGGAGUGUUUAAAGUUAAGCCAAUAUUUAUUAUGUUUUCAGUGUUGCAUGUACUGAUCUUACUCAUAUGAUUUUUUUUCAAUGUUUGUUUAAUUUAUAACUUUAUUGAGAGAGGUUAUAUUGUAUACAGUGCUAUUUUCGCCCCGUUUUAUUUUCGCUCUUUUACACUUGCAAGCAAUUUGCCCCAUUUUAAAUUCACCCAGUCACAGAUCUGUUUAAGAAAUUAUACAGUGUUCUUUGAAUUCGCCUCGUUUUAAAUUCGCCCACCUGUGAGUAGGGCGAAAGGGGCGAAAAUAAAAUGGGGGCAAAAAUUUCCCUGUGUACAGUAUUUAUGUUGCAAUUUGUUUUCAAUUGAAAUUACUUGAAUUAAUGACCUAACACUAAGUAAGAAAAUGACAAUCCAUAUCAUUUCAGUUCCAUUCCAUUGUUAUGUACAAUGUGUACCUCCGGUAAUAGCUAGUCUACAGACAAAGUUCAUUCCAUUAUUUAUUGAUACAAAUACGCAGUGAUAUUUUUGUGCAAUUUUUAAGUAAUAUUCCAUGAUUGAUUUUUCCUGAAAAUAUUUAUGAGAUUUACAAUUAUUUUAAAGUUUAUAAUCAUGUAUUUUUGUGCAUUACUCAACUAUUUGUCAUUGGAUUAGAGAUACAUAUAUACUGUCUUAGCUCAUUUUAUUUGAGAUUUACAAUAAGUAAAACUGGAUAAACAUCUUUAUUAUAUACCCAACUGUUUGUCACUCAGUUUUACUGUUGAAUUUACGCAAUCACACUGUGGUUUUCUGAAUCCAUAUCACCCCUCUCUGAAACUGAUGACGUAGUACACAGAUAAAUGACGUUUUUAUUCUCGCGCAUCAAAAAGUUCCUUGACAAAAUGGUUUGUUUAGUGGAUAAAAGUUAUGUAAUUGAUCCAAAAAGUUUUUUCUUUUAUCAUAUUUUGCUAGUUGUUAAGGGGUAUCGUUUGAUCUGAUGAUCCGCGCCUGUCAACUUGACGUGAUACGGCUCUUCGGAUCA